Fundulus heteroclitus (mummichog) is the source of this 1514-nucleotide messenger RNA. RefSeq names its product sucrase-isomaltase, intestinal-like. Lineage: Eukaryota; Metazoa; Chordata; Actinopteri; Cyprinodontiformes; Fundulidae. Gene Ontology annotation, biological process: carbohydrate metabolic process. The annotation marks the transcript as partial. The transcript is spliced from 12 exons. The record is from RefSeq and is a predicted model, not a curated record. Gene Ontology annotation, molecular function: carbohydrate binding; alpha-1,4-glucosidase activity.
AGCUGCAUGCUGAAUUGGAGGAGAAUGGUCUCUCCUUCUAUGUUGGUGGCGACAUACAGCAGCUGACACUGCAUGCAGAAAUGCAGACAAGCAAUCGACUUCAUUUUAAGAUCUUCGAUGCCAAAAGCAAGAGGUUUGAGGUCCCUCAUGAGCACAUCCCUACAGUCAAGAGCGACUACACAAGCCCUAUCAGCGACACACUCGAAAUCACAAACAACCCCUUUGGCCUGACUGUGCGCAGAAAGGAGAACAAGAAAAUUCUGUUUGACACCACUAUGGCUCCACUUGUGUUUGCGGACCAGUACAUACAGUUGUCUGCUAGGCUUCCAUCUCACAACAUCUACGGUCUGGGGGAGCAUGUGCAUCAAAGAUUUCGCCACGACACAAACUGGAGAACUUGGCCCAUUUUUACUCGAGAUGCUUUCCCUAAUGGGGGAACACACAAUCUCUAUGGACACUAUCCCUUCUUCCUCUGUCUGGAAGAUGAGAGUGGAAAGUCAUUUGGGGUGUUUCUGCUGAACAGCAAUGCCAUGGAGGUGACUUUGCAGCCUGCUCCAGCGGUGACCUACAGGACCAUCGGAGGAAUCCUUGACUUCUACAUCAUGUUUGGGGACACACCAGAACAAGUGGUGCAGGAAUUUGUCGAGCUCAUUGGCAGGCCUGUCAUUCCUGCCUACUGGUCCCUGGGCUUCCAGCUUUCUCGGUGGAACUACGGUAACCUCACUGAAGUCAAAGCCACAGUGGAGAGGAACCGCGCUGUGGACCUCCCAUAUGACAUUCAAUACACUGACAUAGACUACAUGGAAGACAAGAAAGAUUUCACCUAUGAUAAAGUGAAGUUUCGGGAGCUGCCUCAGUUUGCUGACUACCUUCAUGAAAAGGGGCAGAGGUAUAUCCUCAUUCUGGACCCUGCAAUAGCAACUAGUAAAAGGGUAGGGGAUACUCCAUAUGAUUCAUAUGACCGUGGUACUGCGAAAGGCGCUUGGGUCUUUGAAUCAGAUGGAAAAACACCUAUUGUAGGAGAGGUUUGGCCAGGGGAGACGGUAUUCCCAGACUACACCAGCCAAAACUGCAUCGACUGGUGGGUAGAUGAAUACGAGCGAUUCUACCAGGAGAUCAAACACGAUGCCCUCUGGAUUGACAUGAAUGAAGUGGCUAAUUUCCAGAAAGGAUCAGUUAAAGGCUGCGUUGAUAACAAACUGAACUACCCACCCUACACUCCAAAGAUUAUAGAUGAGGUGAUGUACAGUAAGACUCUUUGUAUGGAUGCCAAGCAGGCCUGGGGGGACCACUAUGAUGUCCACAGUUUGUACGGCUACUCUAUGGUGCUGGCCUCUGAAAAAGCCCUGGAACGUGUGUUCGGGUCAAACCGUACCCUGUUGCUGACGCGCUCCUCCUUCCCAGGUGUGGGGAAAUAUUCAGGACAUUGGUUGGGUGACAAUGGUGCCAACUGGAACGACAUAAAAUGGGCUAUUCCUGGCAUGCUGGAGUUUGGGCUAUUCGGAGUUCCCUAC